This is a messenger RNA of Geodia barretti, 1446 nucleotides long. The record is from the annotation of a GenBank genome assembly. NCBI's taxonomy places the organism in Eukaryota, Metazoa, Porifera, Demospongiae, Tetractinellida, Geodiidae.
AUGGACGUGUACCACAACACCCGCAGACCGCCGCCUAUACCCGGGACCAAGAAGGGGAAAAAGAGCUCGAAAUUGCGCUCGGCGCCCGUCUCCUUCGCUGACGUCUCCCCCAAGAGUCCCAGGAGGAACGGACAGGGUAAAGAGAGAUUCUCGGGGCUAUGGGAAUUCUUCUACGAGAGUGAUGAGUCGGGGAAUGGGGGAGGAGGGGGCGAGGUGGAGAGGGAGGAAGGGAAACUGAAGAACAUUCGAGGGUUUCUGUUCAAGAGGCGAAAAUCCCCACUCAAAGGAUGGCACAAGCGGUACUUCACUCUACAAGAAGGUAUCCUCACGUGCUCCAGGAACAAGGUCCAGAUGAAAAAAGGAAAGAUCCUGAGUCGAACAGACUUGGGUUUUGCCGUGAUAACUUGUGACAGCGUCCGAUGGAAGAUUGAUAUUGACGAGGAAAGACAGGUUUACCAUCUCAAGACAAAGAACGCCAGUCAUUUUGCGGCGUGGAGUGCGUGUCUUCUGGCGCAGGAGAUGUGGCGUAAGGCCCGGCUGAGCGGGACGGAGGGCGGGCUGGACCAGCUGGAAAAUGGGGAGGACCUGGACUCAGUGAGGGAGUGUCUGGAGGCAUUGGGUGUGUGUGUCAAGUCUCCAGUCCAGAAACUAAACAACCGCUCGGGUGACAGUGGUUCAGAAGGAGGCGUUACUUACACUGCCCAGAACAGCAGUGAGGUGACUAUGGGGGUGGUGGGAGGGGGAGGAGGGGGAGGGGGAGGAGGGAAGGAGAAGAGGAGAUGGGGGAGAAGAAGACACGACAAGAAAAGCUCAAAAGACACCACCACUGCCAAUAUCCUGUUCCCCGAGCAUCAGUUGUCUCUGCCGUUGUUGCCAGCCAACUCUCUGGCCAUGUCAGAGGAGGCCAUGGAGGAGAAUAUCUUACGCGAUGACUUCUCUUCCACUGCAACUACUGUGUUUGCUCAUUUCAACGAGAUGCUGGAAAAGUGGGAUAAACUACAGGCAGGAUUCGACGAGUGUAUAGUAGGAGAGAGAGCAGAGAGGCAGCAGAGACAGACCCUGUUCACCAACCAGCAGCUCAUGUUGCGGCAGUCGCUGCUGCAGAACACGGAGCUGAAGGACCGACUCUCCCAGAUCCAGGCCCUCGCCUCUGGACUGGGGUCGCCCGCGACCGCCUCCCUCGUUGGCCCCGCCUCCCUCAAGACCCACGACCCCGUACUCCGGCAGCCCUCUCCCAGUCUUUCACCAGUGCCAGCGGAGGGAGUAUACCCCGGUUCGGAGGUGGAGGGAAGUCCCUGUCGAGAUUCGAUUCGUUUUUGUCGGUCCGUUCGACCGUGUCCGAGACCUUCUUUGACGCCCUGGAUGAUGUCCAAGUCUCAUAGUAGGCGAAGACCCGACGACCAAGAAGAAAGAAGGAGAGAGUUCACCAUGAGGAGGAAAAACUGA